Plasmodium yoelii is the source of this 1701-nucleotide messenger RNA. RefSeq names its product conserved Plasmodium protein, unknown function. The transcript has a single exon. The record is from RefSeq and is a predicted model, not a curated record. The coding region runs from base 1 to 1701 and encodes 566 amino acids. Lineage: Eukaryota; Apicomplexa; Aconoidasida; Haemosporida; Plasmodiidae.
AUGAAAAGAUAUAGUGAAGGAAAUGAAAAGAUAUUUAAUUGUGAUAAAAAUAAAAAAAGUAAAAAAAAUAGUUCGUCAUUUGAUUUGUUGUAUGAUUGUAAAGAGGGAUAUUCGUUUUGCAAAAAAAAUAACUUCAAUAAUUUAAAUGGGUUAUUAAUUGAAAAAAAUAUAUUUUUAUUUAAUUUUAUUUUAAGUAUAAAAUAUAAUAAAGAGAAAAAAAAGACUAAAAACAACGAAAAAGAUAGUGAAAAAAAUGAAGACAACAAAUUAAAUUUAUAUUAUUUUUUUCAAAAUCAAAAAAUAUUCUUUAAUUAUGAUAAUUUGGAAAAUAUAAAAACAGAAAAAAGUGCCAUUAUUACAAAAAGUUUUCAAGAAGAGACUGAAGAAAUUUCCGAUCUUGAUAAUAAAAAAAUUGAUAUAUUUUAUGAGAAAAAAUUCAAAUUUUUGUUAAAAAAUAAUUAUUUUUUUUAUAUAAAAAGAUAUAUCCACAAUAUUUUAACGAAUGUUGAUAUAUGCACACAUGAUAAACCAAAUGAAACUUUUUUUGAAUUUUUUAGUAUAUUUAAAAAUAAUAAAAAAAAAAUAUGUUUCGAAAAUCAAGGUCAAAAUCAAAAUGAAUUAUUAAGUGAUGUAUAUUUUGAUGUGUCUGAAAUUUCAAACGAUAGUGAUUAUAAUUAUUUUUAUGAAAGAUCUAAUCAAAUAGUUGAAUUUGAAGAUGAACAUGUCGAAAUAAAUAAUGAAGAAGAAUUAUAUAAAACACAAAUAGAGAAAAGUAAAAGUCUUCCUAAUAAUCUAGAAAUUAUUAAAAAUGAUCAUUUUAAUAAAUUUGAAAAAAAAAAUUCAAUUUUUUUAGCGGAUAAUGAAAAAAAAAAUAAGGAAAAAAAAUUUGAAAAAUAUAUAUGUCGGCGUUGCUUAAAACAAAGAAAAGAUAUGCAUAAUAAUGAUGGAGAUGGAGAUGGAGAAACUAUAUUUUAUACAAAAUUUGCAAAUGUAUGCUUAUUACAAAUAUUCAUGUCUAACUUAACAAAAAAUGAGUUAAGCUUUUGGGGAAAAAUAAAAGAUUAUAUUGAAAAUAUGUUAGGUAAUAUAAAAUCAAAUAUAUUUUACAAAGGCAUGUCUAAUUAUGUUGAAAUGCCUUAUAUUGAAAUAUUAGAUAAAAUAAAAAAUGGGAAUAGUUUUAAUUUUAUAAAAAAAAAAAAAAAAAUUAUUACUUUAAAAAAAAAAAGUAAAAUAAUAAAAUGUUUAUUUGAAAAAACAUUUAAUUCAAUUAGAAUUUCUGUUAAAUAUAAAAUAAUUUCUGGAGAUCAAAAAUUUUAUUAUUUUUGCAAAGACGCAAUGCAAAAAUAUCAAAAAUUAAUGAAAAAUAAUAUAUAUACAAAUAAUUCCUCUAAUUAUUUUAAAACACAUUCUAAUAAUAAUAACAACAAAAUUAAAACUGUUAAUUAUGGAAAUGGUGAAAUACAUAAUUAUCUAAACCCUAUUGUCUUUAAAAAUAAAGUGGAAAAGGGUUAUGAUUUUUCAAUUUUAGUUCAUAAUAAACACAUAGAAAUAUAUGGUUAUAUUUAUAUUCGAAAUUAUGUUUUUUUUUUAUUAAUUAUGACAGAAAUUUACAUGUUUAUGCAUUUUAAUGAAGUUAGUUAUACCUAUUCGAGCAAUACUGAAAUAUUUUUAGAUCAAAUUUUAAAAAACCUUUUUACAUAA